Molecule: messenger RNA, 814 nt
Organism: Monomorium pharaonis (pharaoh ant)
Lineage: Eukaryota; Metazoa; Arthropoda; Insecta; Hymenoptera; Formicidae
Gene: SmD2
Product: probable small nuclear ribonucleoprotein Sm D2
Exons: 3
Coding region: 137-499 (120 amino acids)
Biological process (GO): RNA splicing; spliceosomal snRNP assembly
Cellular component (GO): U1 snRNP; precatalytic spliceosome; catalytic step 2 spliceosome
Molecular function (GO): RNA binding
Source: RefSeq, a predicted model, not a curated record
CAUUUUAGUUCACUUGGAUGAGUCAAGCUUAUUAGGUAGCAGCACUAGGUUGAAAAAUAAGGAGGGAAGCGUUCUUGCGGUUUUGAUCGUGAAAGAAUUGAUAGUAAUCGAUAUUAUUUAACAGAAACAUCAUAAAAUGUCUUCUUUGACAAAACCAAAAUCUGAGAUGACGCCAGAGGAAUUGGCAAAGAGAGAGGAAGAGGAAUUUAACACCGGGCCUCUUUCAGUUCUAACACAGUCCGUUAAAAACAAUACCCAAGUAUUAAUAAACUGCAGAAACAACAAAAAGUUAUUGGGACGAGUGAAGGCUUUUGACAGACAUUGCAAUAUGGUUUUGGAAAACGUAAAGGAAAUGUGGACAGAACUUCCACGUACAGGAAAAGGCAAGAAAAAGGCGAAACCAGUAAACAAAGACAGAUUUAUUCCAAAGAUGUUUCUACGUGGCGAUUCCGUCAUAUUGGUUUUAAGGAAUCCAUUGGCAACUGCAGCAGGAAAGUAAUAAAUUAAGAAUUGCUCUAAUUUUAUGACUUUGAUGUUAAGGCUACAAUAAAAGAAAUAAAACUUUUUGAUACAAACGCAAUAGCGUUUAUUAACGCGAUGAACCUUUUUCUGGAUAAAUUUUUGGACUUACAUAUAACUUAUCAAAUAUCAAGUAAAAAAAGUGUAUUAAGCAGGACAAGUUUAUUUCUUAUGAAUUGUAUACAACAUUAUCAAUCCUUUUCGGCAAUUGCGGUUAAAUGUUUAUCGAUCUCUUGCUCGGUUAAUACACUGUAACAGAAGAAUUAUCAAUAAAGUAAAUGAAGUACAACAGUAA